AAGCUGUAUUACAAUAUAGACAAGAGACAGAGACAGUGUUCCAGCCCUGCCUACAUGUACGACUCUCCCUCCGUCAGCCGCCAAGCCAUGUCUCCCAUCACGCCUCGCUCACCACAGCACUAUGGACACCCUGUGCUGGCUGCAGGCUCUGAGAGUGGCAGGAGUUCACCCUAUUACGGCUCGCUGGAGGGGCGGCCUAGUACUCCUACAACAUACCACGCCCCCAAGCAUUUCCAUGUACCAGCCUCAGGUGAACCCAACAUCUACAGCAAACCUCCCAUCUAUAAGAGAACGGAAAAUCUCCCAGCCACCAAAAGCAGGACCAGCGAAGAUCUAAUCACAUCCUCCAGACUGUCUACCUACUCUCCAGAACCCUACACACAGUCACAGUCUGACUCCUACCCCUAUCCCAGCUCCCCUAAAGCUCUCCGUGCUCCUAGGAGAAGGUAUUCUACAGGAGGAGAUGAAGAGAACUGGAGUCACAGCAGUCUUCAAAGAAUCCAGAGUGGUAUAGGGAGGAUGAUCCUAAAGGAGGAGAUGAAAGCUAGAUCUGGUUGCUACGACAACGACCCUUGGGGCAACACCCGGAAUUCCCGCAGCGGCAGCAAGGAGGCUCUCACCACUACCAGCUACAACAGCACCGGCUACAACAACACUGUCAAUGGCUCUCCUCGAUCCCAUUACAGCUUAGACAGUGACUCGUACAAGUCAGCCUCUCUACCAGGAUACAGGCGGAACGGUGUCAACAGGCCCCAGAGUGCAGCCCCAGACUACUACCAGCAGUAUGACAGCAGCAGUGACGUCAACUGGGGAACCAGAGAAUACAUGGUUUACCCAUAUGAAGUACUGAUCGUGACUACCAGGGGGAGACACAGACUGCCUAAAGACGUAGAUAGAGCCAGACUAGAGCGUCACCUGAGUCCAGAGGAGUUCCUACAGGUGUUUGGGAUGGCCGUGGCAGAGUUUGACCGGCUGGCUCUCUGGAAGAGGAAUGAAAUGAAGAAACAGGCCCGACUCUUCUAACCAUGUAGAAAACAUUGAGAGAGAAACUGUUCUAAAUAAAGAGGGCGAGAGACUGUUAAUGACAACAGAGAAAGAGAGCGAUGUAGAGAGAGAGACAGUUAAUGACAACAGAGAUGGAGAGAGAGAGAGACUGUUAAUGACAACAGAGAUGGAGAGCGAUGUAGAGAGAGAGACAGUUAAUGACAACAGAGAUAGAGAGUGAUGGAGAGAGAGACUGUUAAUGACAACAGAGAUAGAGAGUGAUGUAGAGAGAGCGACAGUUAAUGACAACAGAGAUGGAGAGAGAGAGAGACUGUUAAUGACAACAGAGAUGGAGAGAGACUGUUAAUGACAACAGAGAUGGAGAGAGAGAGAGACUGUUAAUGACAACAGAGAAAGAGAGCGAUGUAGAGAGAGAGACUGUUAAUGACAACAGAGAUGGAGAGAGAGAGAGACUGUUAAUGACAACAGAGAUGGAGAGCGAUGUAGAGAGAGAGACAGUUAAUGACAACAGAGAUAGAGAGUGAUGGAGAGAGAGAGAGACUGUUAAUGACAACAGAGAUGGAGAGAGACUGUUAAUGACAACAGAGAAAGAGAGCGAUGUAGAGAGAGAGACUGUUAAUGACAACAGAGAUGGAGAGAGAGAGAGACUGUUAAUGACAACAGAGAUGGAGAGCGAUGUAGAGAGAGAGACAGUUAAUGACAACAGAGAUAGAGAGUGAUGGAGAGAGAGAGAGACUGUUAAUGACAACAGAGAUGGAGAGAGACUGUUAAUGACAACAGAGAAAGAGAGCGAUGUAGAGAGAGAGACUGUUAAUGACAACAGAGAUGGAGAGAGAGAGAGACUGUUAAUGACAACAGAGAUGGAGAGCGAUGUAGAGAGAGAGACAGUUAAUGACAACAGAGAUAGAGAGUGAUGGAGAGAGAGAGACUGUUAAUGACAACAGAGAUGGAGAGAGAGAGACUGUUAAUGACAACAGAGAUAGAGAGUGAUGGAGAGAGAGAGACUGUUAAUGACAACAGAGAUAAAGAGUGAUGGAGAGAGAGAGACUGUUAAUGACAACAGAGAUGGAGAGAGAGAGAGACUGUUAAUGACAACAGAGAUGGAGAGAGAGAGACUGUUAAUGACAACAGAGAUAAAGAGUGAUGGAGAGAGAGAGACUGUUAAUGACAACAGAGAUAGAGACUGUUAAUGACAACAGAGAUAGAGAGUGAUGGAGAGAGAGAGGUCUUACAUCAGAAUGAGAGAGUUGCGGCAGACAGACAGACAGACAGACAGACAGACAGACAGACAGACAGACAGACAGACAGACAGACAGACAGACAGACAGACAGAGAGAGAGAGAGAGGGGGAAUGUGUAAUCUCACUGCCACAAACUGAACUAAACCCUCCCCACCACUGCCCAGGGUCAAAAGAGCGAGAGACAGAGCGAGAGACAGAGCGAGAGACAGAGCGAGAGACAGAGCGAGAGACAGAGGGAGAGACACGAAGGUCAGGAGACUUUUGUCUUUGCCUUACUAUUGUGGAUUAUUUUAUACAUUAUGAGUGUGCAGCACCAGCAACCUAAGUGACUAGAUUGUAGAUAUCAUUUACACCACUUUAUCAGAAUGAAUGAAGGAAUUAAUGGAUGGACGAAUGAACAUACAAUGCUUUUGUUUUUUAAAUGGAUGCUUAUUGAUGAUAAUUUCUCCUUCCACUUUACUACUUGUAUCUUGUGGUUUACAGUGAGGCUGGCAGCAUGCCCAUCUUUUAAUGACAUCAUACCUAUCUUUUAAUGACAUCAUAUCUGUAUUCCAAUGACAUCAUGAAAUGAUUUUUCUGAGAAUGAAAACAUUGCGUCACAUUGUGAAUAUGUACAGUAUAAAAUAAGGCUUUUUGUCCACCAGAUAUGAUAACUAUUCACGCAACGAUAGGCUAAAGACUGGAUGUAUUCACUGUCAGGAAAACAAAGACAUGCUAGACCUACCUGCUGUAGCGUUGUGAUAGAGAGAACAGUAUUGCUUACACGAAGGGAUAAUGUCAGUCUUUAGUUGAAUUUAGAAUACGUAUUCACCUUGGAUCAUUGCAUAAACAAACAUGAAAUAAAGUUUGUAUUGCAGACAUGAAAUGAGAAGUGUGCAGCUUGAUUCUACAACAGGUUAACAUACAGUUAGAGACUACAGUUGUUUGAUUCUACAACAGGUUAACAUACAGUUAGAGACUACAGUUGUUUGAUUCUACAACAGGUUAACAUACAGUUAGAGACUACAGUUGUUUGCCGUUAUGAAGACGUAUCCAGUCACAAUACAUGGGUUGCAGAUAAACAUGCAUAACACAAUAUUCAGAGGGUUGCUUUCCUUGACACAGAUGAACCCUGCUCCUGGGCUGAAAACAUGUUUCAUACGGGGAUGCAUUCUUCUUAGUUCUGGUCUUAUUUUAUCAGUUGUAUAAUUAGUUUUUUUUUUUUAACUACUUAACAUACUGUAACUAUCUCCUUGGUAUUUACAGUUACAUCAUGUAUGAUUUAUUCCAAUAAAAUGCUGUUUUCAUGUG
Messenger RNA from Salvelinus fontinalis (brook trout), 3535 nucleotides. Its product is annotated as actin-binding LIM protein 3-like. The transcript has 12 exons. Gene Ontology annotation, biological process: cytoskeleton organization; cilium assembly; lamellipodium assembly. Lineage: Eukaryota; Metazoa; Chordata; Actinopteri; Salmoniformes; Salmonidae. Gene Ontology annotation, molecular function: actin filament binding. Gene Ontology annotation, cellular component: stress fiber; actin cytoskeleton. The annotation marks the transcript as partial. The record is from RefSeq and is a predicted model, not a curated record.